Messenger RNA from Capsicum annuum, 1684 nucleotides. Its product is annotated as PHD finger protein Alfin1. The record is from RefSeq and is a predicted model, not a curated record. Lineage: Eukaryota; Viridiplantae; Streptophyta; Magnoliopsida; Solanales; Solanaceae. The coding region runs from base 749 to 1495 and encodes 248 amino acids. Gene Ontology annotation, cellular component: nucleus. Gene Ontology annotation, molecular function: histone binding; transcription coregulator activity; transcription cis-regulatory region binding. The transcript has 5 exons. Gene Ontology annotation, biological process: regulation of DNA-templated transcription.
AAAAUUUGUCUUCCAUAACCUUGUAAUUCUCAAUCCAUUCAUUACUACAUCAAAUCUUUUGAAUACACAAUCCAAAAAACAUUUACUUUGAAAAGAAAGUGUAGACCUUUAGAUAACUAAAUAGACAUUCGUGCUAUUUCAAUCCCAUUAAAAACAAGAAUAUCAAAAUCAAACCCCUCAAAACUCAACAACCACACCCUUCUUGUUUACAUCUUUGCCUCGUCAUCAAACAAGAAGAAAAGAAGAUACUAGAACCCCUUCCCAAGUUCCUAACCAAUAAUAAAAUAAUCUCAACUAGGACCAUUAUAAUUUUUAAACAAGAAAAAAAAGAAGACAUUUUUACAUCAGAUUUCUGAUGUCUCUGCCACUUUUUUUUUUUUUUUUUUACAAUAGAUCCAAGUACUUGUACAGUAGUGCUAUAUUUACUCAAAAAAAGAAAAAAGAAAAUGAAUGCAGCUGCUAGAGUAAAACUCUCUACCCACCCAUCUCCACAUUCUUUUUUCUUCUCUCGCUUUCCAUAUCCGCUUCUUGCAAUUUUCUCAUAAAAAUUUAAGCUUUUUUUCUUUAUAAAUCUUCAUUUUUAACAGCAUAUAAUAAACUAAUUAUAAAUUCUGGGCAAUAUGAAGAGGAAACCCUAGCUAGUUCUUGGAAAAAACCCUAAUUUGCUUCAACCCUUUUCUUGUUUUUAGUCAAAGACUCAAUUUUUAGCUUGUGGGGUUGUUAGAAAUUGCUUGAAAAUAAGGAUAAUAUGGAAAAUACAGUACCUAGGACUGUAGAAGAAGUAUUCACUGAUUUCAAAGGUCGUAGAGCUGGUCUAAUCAAAGCACUUACUGCAGAUGUUGAGAAGUUUUAUCAGCAGUGUGAUCCUGAAAAGGAGAACUUGUGUCUCUAUGGGCUUCCUAAUGAAACAUGGGAAGUAAACCUCCCUGUGGAGGAGGUGCCUCCAGAACUUCCGGAGCCAGCAUUAGGCAUAAAUUUUGCACGUGAUGGAAUGCAAGAGAAGGACUGGUUAUCACUUGUUGCUGUUCACAGUGAUUCAUGGUUGCUUUCUGUUGCAUUCUACUUUGGUGCACGGUUUGGUUUCGGCAAGAGUGAAAGGAAGAGGCUUUUCCAAAUGAUGAAUGAUCUCCCGACAGUGUUUGAGGUUGUCACUGGAGUUGCUAAGCAGGCACGCGAUGCCACUCACAACAAUAGCAGCAGAAGCAAAUCAAGUGGAAAGUCUCGACAGCCAGAGUCUCAGCCGAAGGCAGCAAAGGUGUCUCCACCUAAAAUGGAGGAUGAAAGUGGGGAGGAGGAGGAGGAAGAAGAAGACGAACAAGGGGCUACUCUCUGUGGAGCUUGUGGUGAUAAUUAUGCCACUGAUGAAUUCUGGAUUUGCUGUGAUAUUUGCGAGAGAUGGUUCCAUGGCAAAUGUGUGAAGAUUACUCCAGCAAAAGCGGAGCAUAUCAAGCAGUACAAGUGUCCUAGUUGCAGUAGCAAGAGAGCUAGAGUUUAAUUUGUUUGUAACUUAGCAUCAAGCAAGUGGUGAUGAUGGAAGGUCUAGGACUUUUAGCUCAGUUAUCAAGUGUCAUCUAUUUCGAAGUUAAAUGUUUGUUGUGGGAUGCCCAUUUCAUGAACAUUUGCUUUCUGUAAUCUUUGCUUUCGGAUUGUAUUUUAGAUUAAUUAAAAUGUGUGCCUGUUAUCA